Messenger RNA from Trematosphaeria pertusa, 985 nucleotides. RefSeq lists its product as uncharacterized. Gene Ontology annotation, molecular function: procollagen-proline 4-dioxygenase activity; iron ion binding; L-ascorbic acid binding. The coding region runs from base 1 to 906 and encodes 301 amino acids. Gene Ontology annotation, biological process: peptidyl-proline hydroxylation to 4-hydroxy-L-proline. The record is from RefSeq and is a predicted model, not a curated record. The transcript is spliced from 2 exons. Lineage: Eukaryota; Fungi; Ascomycota; Dothideomycetes; Pleosporales; Trematosphaeriaceae. Gene Ontology annotation, cellular component: endoplasmic reticulum.
AUGUCCGCUCGCUCGUCGUCGUUUUCCUUGGGCACGCUCGUUCAGUAUGCUUUUUUAGCGGUUUUGGCGUAUGUGCUUGCGGGCGCGCCGCUGCUGUCCAUUCUUUCAAGCUCGGAUGGGAGAAGGGAGAUAGAUAGGCCUAGGAAUGUGGAAAUUUCAAAGGAAAAGUUGGAGAGCUUGGUUAUUCCGGAGGGCAAUUUGACGUGCGGGGAGCAUGCGUAUAGGGGUGUUUAUGUGUUGAGUAGGGAGCCGUUGGUUGUGUAUAUUGAGGGGUUUUUGACCGAGGACGAGUGUGGCCAUGUUGUGGAGUUGAGCGAACCCCUCUUCACCCCAAGCACAGUGUGGACCUCCGGCCACGAGCGUCUAGACCCUUCCGUCCGUCUAUCAGAGAAGGCCCGCGUCUCACGCGACAACGUCGUCCAAUGCAUUGAAGAGCGCGCACGCACGUUCCAGGGCUGGCGGCCAUACGUCUUUGUUGAGCGGCUGUGGGCUCAGCGAUACGGACCAGGCGGGCACUACAGCUACCACUACGACUGGAGUACCGCUACUAGACACGCUGGAAGAGUUAGCAGUUUUAUGGUGUGGCUCGACGCAGAUUGCACGGGCGGCGGGACCAGGUUUCCUAGACUUACAAGACCUGGUGAUAAGAGUUGGUGUAGAUUUGUUGAGUGCGAGGGGGAGGGAGAUUUCGGUGAGGAGGAGGGACAGGGGGUUACGUUUAAGCCGAUCAAGGGUAAUGCAGUGUUCUGGGAGAAUAUGCGCAGUGAUGGGACGGGAUAUGAGGAGAGUUGGCAUGCGGGUUUGCCAGUAAAAAGCGGGACGAAGAUUGGGUUGAAUAUCUGGAGCUGGUAUCAGGAAGGCUACGAUCCUCACGCACAAGAGCAAGAAACAUCUUCGGGACCCUGACAUACAUAACUUCAACAAAACAUAUAUACACAAAUACAUUCUGGCCUAUUCCGAGCCAGCUAGCGCUCAAACCCCGUCU